GAGCCGUUUUGCCAGGCAGAGCAGAAGUCAGAGGGCGACACGAGAGGGGAGGCGCAAUCCGGACCGUACGGCGGCCAUCAACGGUCCAGUACCCAGCGGCCCCAUCACUCGUUCCUCACCCUCCCGGUCUCCCUGUUCCUCUCUACCCAGCAUCGCCUCCCCCCGUCGCCUUCGCCUCAGAUCGGCGAAGCGAGGCGAGCAGGGGGGCAGCUCCGGAUCGGAUCCGCCGCCACGGAAAGCCGAGGCCAUGGAGACGCCGCCGCCGUUCCAGGAGUCCGCCCACUGCGACGUCUGCCACCGCACCUUCUCCACCUUCCGCCGCCGCCAUCACUGCCGCAGCUGCGGGAGGACGCUCUGCCACGAGCACUCUUCGUACCACAUGGCUCUGCCGCAGUACGGGAUAUAUACCGACGUCAGAGUCUGCUACGAUUGCUUCAACAAAUCCUCAAGCCGUGGGCGUGCUGAUAAUACGGGGUCACCUGGGAACAUUUCUAGUGCAACUGAAUCCUUUUCAGGGCUAAACUUGGGUAAAGAGGAUCUUUCGUCGCCUACAAAGAAUUCGUCGGUUCAGGGCGCAACAGUCCUUAUCGAGUGCAAAUGUGGGAUGCCUUUGUGCAUAUGCGAAGCACCGAAGCCGGAACCUGCACCUAUAAAGCAGAAUAUCGGUGCUGUUUCCUCAACUGCACAAUCAAACCCAAGACCAAAGAAAUCUGCCCCCAUCCAACAGAAGGCUUCAGCUACUUCCAGCAGCAACUCAAGCUCAUUCUUAAAUCUGAUAAGCAAUGAUAGCAACGAUAAGGGUCUGUCUGAUUUUGAAGUUAGUGGGGAGGGGCUGAGAGAGGCAAUUAAAAGUGGGGAUGUUAAUGGUGUGAAGAAACUUCUUAGCCAGGGAGUGGAUUCUAACUACUGCGACAAACAAGGAUUUACUUUGCUACAUUUGGCAGCGCUAUUUAACCAGACCGAGAUUGCUCUUGUUCUUAUGGAUCAUGGAGCAAAUGUUCAAAGCAAAAAUGGACAAGGGGAAACUCCUUUGGACUGUGCUCCAGCCAUGCUGCAGUACAAAAUGCGACAAAGGAUUGAAGAACUCGCGGCGCCACAGAGAUCCGAGCGAUAGCGUUCAAGCUUUUUCAGCUAGUUCUUCCCUUUCCUCUGUGUGUCAAAGAUGGUGCUCCGCUUCUUGCUAGGGGUACAGUACUUUGGGCUGCCACCAUCAUCCAGAAACGUUGGAAUGCCAGUCACAAAUGGUUUUUUUGCCGUUUAAUAAUCCAUCCAGCUUAAUCUUACUGUUUAGUCAUGUAUCUAUGUGGGGAGCCGGCAAAUUUUUCCGAAAUAUCCAUGAACUCUUAAUUUUACUGUAUAGUCAUGAUUUUUAUAUAUAUAUAUCUUGACUCGACAGCAUUCUGGUGGUA
Molecule: messenger RNA, 1409 nt
Organism: Phragmites australis (common reed)
Lineage: Eukaryota; Viridiplantae; Streptophyta; Magnoliopsida; Poales; Poaceae
Product: vacuolar protein sorting-associated protein 27-like
Exons: 10
Coding region: 248-1114 (288 amino acids)
Biological process (GO): protein targeting to vacuole; protein transport to vacuole involved in ubiquitin-dependent protein catabolic process via the multivesicular body sorting pathway
Cellular component (GO): ESCRT-0 complex
Molecular function (GO): phosphatidylinositol-3-phosphate binding; ubiquitin binding; metal ion binding
Source: RefSeq, a predicted model, not a curated record